This is a messenger RNA of Anopheles bellator, 1743 nucleotides long. Its product is annotated as glutactin-like. The transcript is spliced from 6 exons. The coding region runs from base 1 to 1743 and encodes 580 amino acids. Lineage: Eukaryota; Metazoa; Arthropoda; Insecta; Diptera; Culicidae. The record is from RefSeq and is a predicted model, not a curated record.
AUGGCCUUGCAAGCGGUUCGCGAAUCUGGUGCCCUGCUGCUGCUGCUGCUGCUGGUGGUGCUGGCGUCGUAUUCGGUAUCCACAGUGCACGGUGAAACGGUACAGAUUACCGGGCUCGGCACGGUGAACGGGUCAGAAACGACCACCGCAAGGACCCAGCAGCGUGUGCUACAGUUUCUGAACAUACCGUACGCCGAAGCGCCAAUCGGUCCCCGUCGAUUCCGGGCACCGGUCGCGAUAGGUCCGUGGGUCGGCGUGAAGGAUGUGUCGAUCGAGGGGCGCCCGUGCCCACAGCUCGGAAUCACGGACCUGCUACCACCCCUCGAACAAACCAGGAGCGAGAACGAGGACUGUCUGUCGCUUUCGGUGUUCACCAAAAAUGUGACCGAAAGACGACCGGUGAUGGUUUACAUCCACGGUGGCUCAUUUACCGGCGGCAGAGCGGCGGACUAUCCGCCGAACUAUCUGCUCGAGCGGGACAUCGUACUCGUGGUAUUACAAUACCGACUCGGCGCCCUCGGCUUCCUGUCGACCAUGACGGACGUCAUUCCGGGAAAUGUGGCCAUGCUGGACAUGCUGAUGGCGCUGCAGUGGGUCCAGGAUCAUGUGUCCGUUUUCGGCGGUGAUCCGAGCCGUGUAACGGUGUUUGGUCAAUCGGCCGGAUCCGCCGCAAUCAGUGCGCUCCUCUACAGUCCCCUAGUUCCGCCGACGGCCUUCCGGCAAGCGAUUCUACAAUCCGGCGGCUCCACCUCGGCCUGGGCUGUGGACCCCAAUCCGGUCGACAACGCGCGGGAAGUCGCACGGUUCGCCGGCUGUAAUCCGGCGCAACCGAUCGAGGACGUUGAACGAUGCCUGCUGGAACUUCCGGUCGUGAUGCUACUGCGGGCGGUCCAAGCUCAUACACUCGAUCGUAUGCAAGAUCAGGGCCACAAUAACGUCGGUGGAUCUGGUAUGGUGGUCGGUGGACCGACAAACUUUCUACCAGCGUCCCCGUUCAAUCUCCUGCGGACCGGGCAGGUGCGGAAGGAUGUGCGGCUGAUGGCCGGUGUAACGAAGCACGAUGGGUCAUUCAUGAUGACCGGCAUCUACGAUUCGCUGAACGCGGUGGGGUUGAUCGAGAAUCGGGCGUUCAAUCAGUUCGAUCUGAUCGACACGGUCAACCGAAUCCUCGGCAUCGAUGAGAACAGCGGUACCCUCGCCGGCUUCGAAGUGGACUCACUCUUCUCGCAGGAGGAACUGGCGAGUGGUAACUUUACGCGACUCAUGAAUGGAUUGAUCGACAUUGCCGGAGCGAUCGUGAUCAAAGCGGCGUUGCUAAGAGAUGUCCAGGCGAUCGCGCAACACAGUUCGGAGCCUGCGUACCUCUACACGUUCGAUUACCGUGGUCAGCACACCCGCUUCGGGUACGGCCUGCCGACGGCGCACUAUCCUUUCUCCGGGGGAGUACACCAUUCGGACGACAACAUCUACCUCUUCCCUUAUCCUGCGGACGUGACCAACCUUAACGCGGCCGACACGGCGAUGUCGGAAACGAUGCUCGAUCUCUGGACGUCGUUCGCCAUCAAUGGAGUACCGUCUUCGAGCCGCGGCAUACCAACUUGGCCACGGGUGACGGGACCCGCCGGGCCUUAUCUGCACAUCAACAACCCGGCCACUGUGGGGACGAACUUCUACGAUGAGUACGUGAUCAGCGUACACACCCCUUCGGCGGCUAACGUUCUAUCGAUCGUGCGCACACCAUAA